Mollisia scopiformis is the source of this 1785-nucleotide messenger RNA. Its product is annotated as cytochrome P450. Lineage: Eukaryota; Fungi; Ascomycota; Leotiomycetes; Helotiales; Mollisiaceae. The record is from RefSeq and is a predicted model, not a curated record. Bases 1 to 1785 code for a protein of 594 amino acids. Gene Ontology annotation, molecular function: monooxygenase activity; heme binding; iron ion binding. The transcript has 5 exons.
AUGAUCGACUAUAUGAGUCUUGCGCUUUACGGCGUACCGCUGGCUUACAUCAGUACCAAAAUUAUCUCCUAUCUUGUGUGGUACUUUAGGACUUUGAAUGAAAGUGUACGGUUUGCAGCUGCGUCGCCAAUACCUUAUGUUACGAUCUAUUCGACUCGGGCCUCUACCAUUUUCUGGUUGAUGUCACCAUAUUUUGCUCCUUUCUUCGAGGCCUUACCUUUUGGUUGGGGUCAGUGGAUCAGAUAUGUUCGAAUGGACUUUGAUUGGUGGUAUCAAUGCCCGGCUCGUAGGGAACUCGGGUCUGAUGUUUAUUGGGUUGCCUCUCCUGGAGGCCUGUGCUUGAUGGUCACUGACGCUGAUGUUAUCUCUGAGAUUGCUCACAGAUGGAAAGACUUCGGGAAGAUGGUUGAACCAUACCGCACCCUAGCGGUAUUUGGACAGAAUGUUGUCACAUCAGAAGGUACCACUUGGCAACGGCAUCGAAAAAUUACAGGCCCUCCAUUUAAUGAGAAGAAUAGCAGCCUUGUGUUUGCGGAUAGUAUUGCUCAAGCUAAAGCAAUGCUUGCUUCCUUCACGAGUGACGCAGAUGGUAAGAGAUCAUCCCCAGGGAAUGAGCCCGUUGUCGAUGAUCUCCUUCACUGGACCAUGACUGUUACAUUGCACGUACUCUCAGGCGCAGCGUUCAGUCUCAAGAUGCCAUGGCCCACGAAAUCUAUCGCGGCUUCAUCAGAAGAUCAAUUCAACGAGCCUCAUUCAACGUUCAAGAUUACCGAGAAACACACGAUGUCAUUCCAACAGAGUGUGGAUAGCCUCAUGGACUAUCUCCCGUUCAUCAUUUUCUUUCCGUCCUGGCUUCUGCGAAACUCCCCACUUUCUGUAAUGAGAAAGAUGCAGCAUUGUGCGGAUGAAUUUAGAACAUACAUGUCCGAACUCAUUGGGGACAACCAAGACGCUGAGAACGCUAGUAGAGGAGACUUACUGGGAAGUAUUGUUAGAGCAGGCUCUGCAGAGAAAACCACUUGGACUGAAGAAGAGACCAUCGGGAACAUCUUCGUCUUCAUCUUGGCUGGCCACGAGACUACAGCUUCGACGUUACAGUCAGCUAUAAUCAUGCUUGCCUGCCACCCAGAAUACCAACAACAAGUUCAAGACGAACUCGACAGCAUUUGGUCUGACAAGAAGCCAGGCGAGGACUGGGUGUACGAAGACUACCCGAAAAUGCGUUGUGUGAUGGCUUUGAUGUUUGAGACUUUACGUAGAUAUGCGCCCGUCAAUCUACUUCCAAAGCACGCGAGAGAAGCUCAAUCCUUCACGUACCGUGGUCAGACUGUCCAUGUUCCUGCAGGUACCGAUAUCAGCUUGGCAGUAGUCUCUACGCAGCACAAUCCACUUUAUUGGGGUGAAGAUGUAUGGGACUUCCGACCUUCACGCUGGCUUAUGCCUCCCGGCUACUUCCCACCUCCGAACUCUUCAAACGAGUCUCCCCCGCAUGAGAAUUUGUACUGCCCGCCUAAAGGAGCUUUCCUAGCUUUCAGUGCUGGGUUCAGAGCUUGUUUGGGGAAGAAAUUUGCUCAGGUUGAGUUCAGCACAUUAGUCGCGGUGCUCUUCAAGGAGUACAGUGUGGAAUUGGUCAAGGAGUCGAAGGAUGAGACGUGGGAAGAAGCGAGGGAUAAGGCGAUGGCGAAGAUGCACGAUAGGACCACCGGUAUUGCGUCGAGAAUGAAGAGCAAGGUCAAGGUGAGGUUCGUGAAGAGGGGAAGCGAGAAGUUCCCUCCGAGGUCCUGA